Hippocampus zosterae (dwarf seahorse) is the source of this 1483-nucleotide messenger RNA. RefSeq lists its product as uncharacterized. Gene Ontology annotation, biological process: proteolysis. The record is from RefSeq and is a predicted model, not a curated record. Lineage: Eukaryota; Metazoa; Chordata; Actinopteri; Syngnathiformes; Syngnathidae. Bases 364 to 1281 code for a protein of 305 amino acids. The transcript has 6 exons. Gene Ontology annotation, molecular function: serine-type endopeptidase activity.
GGCUCAGGUGGACUCUGAAGGCGACUUUUUAUUGGUCCGCCCGUCGCUCAAGCAGGUAGCUUGACGGUUGAGCGCUAACGUUUUACUGUGGAAUGUGGCCGAAACCGAUUCAGUCUGCCACCCGUUACUCGAUGUUACACCACUACUAAACAACACCAACGGAGCCGGGAGUUAGCGUUCAUUCUUUAUCAUUUUUUUCUUUCAAAGAACGACUGUCCUCAAUUGCUCGUUGAUCGGUCGCCGGGCGGGAAGGUCGUCGUACAUGAACGCCAUUUGCCAGGUUUUUUUUCGACGCCUGUGCUGUUCGAGGUUCGCUUCUGUUUGAGCUGGACUACGACCCGUGACACGAAAAACACGUGGAAAAUGUCACUAAAGUCCCGUUUGAUUGCCACUUUUCUGGGCGUAACAGGUUUCUUGUUCUCGUACGCCGAAGAAUGCGGGAGACCGACGCUGCAGGAGAACAGGAUUGUUGGAGGGAUGGACGCCUCGGAUGGGGUGUGGCCGUGGCAGGUAUCUGUCCAGAAAGAUAAUGGUCACGUCUGCGGUGGGUCCAUUAUCACAGAGAACUGGAUCCUAUCAGCGGCUCACUGUUUCCCCAAUCCAUCCGACGUGAGCUCGUACACCAUCUACGCCGGCUGGCACUUCCUGAACAGUUUCAACCCGCACCAGUCGGCGCACCGCGUCAACUACGUGGUGAUCCCGUCCGGAUAUGUGGAGCCUCACAGUGGUAAGGAUGUAGCCCUGGUGCGCCUCACCACCCCCCUGACCUGGUCGGAUUGGAUCCGUCCCGUUUGCCUGCCUGCCUCUGGCACCCUUUUUCCUGGUGGCAUGCUGUGCUACGUCACCGGCUGGGGGGACAUCCGCAACAGCGUCCCGCUGCCAGGGGCGGGGCCUCUACAGGAGGUGCAGGUGCCAAUCAUCUCGGAGGGUACAUGUCGUGAGAUGUACAAAAUGGAGGAGGUGGACAUUUUGUAUGACAUGAUCUGUGCCGGCUACCGGGAGGGCGGCAGGGACUCGUGCCAGGGCGACUCGGGAGGGCCCCUCGUCUGCCAGAUGGUGAACGGCACCUGGGUACAGGCGGGUGUGGUGAGUUUCGGGCAGGGCUGCGCUGAGGCCAACCAGCCAGGUGUGUACGCCAGGCUCACCAGCUACUCCAGUUUCAUUCGCGACAACAUACCAGAGGUCGGACUGUACGGCCGAGCUCGGCGCCACCGGUUAGAUGGGGCCGCCGCGGCGCUGCUUUGCUGUUUGUCUGCCAUUCUGGUCCUGCGUUGGCUGUAAGUAAGCUUCGGGAAGGUAAAACCGGGCCAAAUGAAGAAAUUCUCUCUGCUUGCAAAUCAUGAAGCACCAAGAAAUGUAAUAUAAUUUUUAAAUGUGUAGUCGAGGAUUGACGUUUGCUUUAAAAUGUUUUUGAUACAUUUGUACUUUAAAUGGCAACCGUGAGAGUUUGGUUUUUGUAAUAAAUGUCAUUUCAAUACUGUGA